This is a messenger RNA of Malassezia globosa CBS 7966, 2511 nucleotides long. RefSeq lists its product as uncharacterized. Lineage: Eukaryota; Fungi; Basidiomycota; Malasseziomycetes; Malasseziales; Malasseziaceae. Bases 1 to 2511 code for a protein of 836 amino acids. The transcript has a single exon. The record is from RefSeq and is a predicted model, not a curated record.
AUGAGCACUUCAGCAGAAGUGCGUUCAGAGCUUGCGGAGCUGGAUCGUGCAGAGGAAGCACGCUCUGUGCGCAUGAAAGCUUCUCUUCAACAAAUUGUGCAUGUGCUGCAGAACACACAAGCCUCCGUCAAAGAAGACAUGGCACCCUCACUGGAUCGGGCGAUACAGCGUGUUGGUGCACUCGAGAAACGCUUCCAGACCACUGCCAGUAUGGCAGAAAAACUUUAUCACGAAAUGAAUGUACUAUAUGAAGAGCGGAGACGCGUCGAAGAAGCCAUGCAUUGGUGUGCUGAAGUAACUCAGCUUCGCACGUCUCUUGGUCUGCUUGCAGAUGCUCUUGAGCGCCCUGAUUGGGAUGCAUGCAUACGAUAUUGCCGCGACGCAUUAAGCGUGAGCGGUGAUGUACUCCACAGCGAAUUUGCACGCGCCGUCGUGGUACGUAUCCUUUUGUCAAACCAAGAGCCUAUCCUAACUGAGUGUCAGCCCACAUCCAUGCAUCCUGAGAUGCCAACACAGUUCCUUUCACAAUUGCGCACAAGUUUACUACAAAAAAUUUCUCAAAAUUUUGAACAUUACACUAGGGAGCGGAAUGAGGAGCAAGCGACGCGGUUCCUUGGGUACUUUGCGGCGAUCGAUGCCCACGAAGAAGGCCUGGCAGCUUAUAGGUACGUGUGCGCUUGUGUACAGGAUUUUCUGGCUACUUUUUAUGAAAUAUGUGCUAAUGUAACAGUGAUUUUGCUUGCUCUAUUGUACACACCUAUGGUACAGACUUGGAGGAACGUCUUCGUAUGCCAGGUACGUCUUUUUCAACCUCGCUUACCCAUAGCAUCAUCGAACUCUGUCUAUUAUGGUAUGCUCUGGACCGCCUUGUUUGAGUAUCUGGCCAUUUUUAUCAACAAACAUCAGCCAGUCGUGGAUCGACUCUUGCAUGCACCAGGUCACAGCAACUUUCUUCAGGGAGUGCUGCCAUCUCUCGAGCGAGAAUGGACUCGUCUUGGGUUAAGUAUUCUCGAGGCCUGGCAUGCUGAACGCCAAGUCGACAAGAUUGUGGCUCAAGUGAACGGUGCCAAAUUUGUAGCACUCGAGAAAGUUCGCGCUGUACCAUUUACGCCAGGGCGUAUCUUUGGACAAGAAGAUCGGUCCAGCAAUCCAGCAAACUCUGCCAUGAGUACGUCGUCGCCCGCUGUAUCAAUGAGUGAUUCAUUGCACGUUGACCCAUUGCUCUGCGAGAUGGUAUCGUUCAGUGCACAAUGGACGCUUUUUGAGCAGUUCUUGCGCCGAUCUAUGCAACCAGCACCAGAUGUGCGAAUGUUACACACCGGUCUUCAGGACGCUCUUACCAAUGUCAUGAUGCAAGUAUAUGUACCACUGCAGACGUAUGCUCUUCGUGCGAGUGUUGAGCAGGUGCACAACCUCGAUACGCCCGAUCUGCAAUCACGAUCGUAUUCGAGCUCUCUACCCGAUGACAUGUUCUUUGCACUGCGUGCCGUGCUCACUCGUGCUCUUUCUACUUCAUCGUUGGCCAUUGUUGAACGAGUGAUUUCUCAUGCAAUAUCGAUUGUUGAGAAUGACUACGUGGAAAUUGUGGUACUUCGCAUGGAUGGAUGCAGACGGGCACUGAACAUAUCACGAUUGGUCGACGGUCCAAGGCGUUCUGCGGCAGUCCGGGAAGUCCGCACAACCAUUUGUGUGUAUUUGAAUGUGCUGGACGUCUCAGCCAUGUACACGGAUCGUAUUCUCGCAGACUUGUCGAGCACGACGUUCCUAGAAGCAUACUUUGAUGCCGAGUCUGGGUCGGCGACUGAGUUCGACGCCAGUUUAGGUUCAGACCCUAGCACAAACCCACAGUCGGGCAAGAAAGAUGCCCCAGCUCCACUUACUCCCCAUCUCAGUGCUCUGGCUCUUGCACAAAGUGCAGUUGGGCGUCUUAGUGUGCUCACGCCAAAGCUACGCACGACAUUGCAUUUUGAGAUGGAGGAACUCUUCCGCUUCCUUGUGGAGCCACGAAUCCAAGCCCUUGUAUCUGACGUGUUGCGAGACAUGGAGUAUCGACUCGACGAGAUUUCGUACGCACGAGUCAAGGAGUCGGAUGCCAUGGCCGAUCGCGUGCGAACUGGGUGGAACUCUUGCAUUCUUGGCUUCCGCGACCAGCUGACAGAGUCAAAUUAUGCCUUGCUUUUUACCAUGGCCGUCGACGCGUUGGUUCUGCCGUGGGAACAGGCCGUCAUGCAGCUUGCGUUCACAGAACUCGGCGCCUUGCGCUUCGACAAGGAUCUGCGCGGCGUCCUUACAGCACUUAGCGAUCUUGCGUCGUGGGGUAUUCGAGACAAGUUCCUGCGCCUACAGCAGAUUUCGUAUGUGCUCAACAUGGACGAAGAUGAGACAGAUACCAAUGAUGUCUUCGAAGCAGGCAUCGCUUCAGGAAUUUCUUGGCAGCUAACUCCCGCCGAGGUCCAGAGCGUGCGUUCCUUACGUGUCAAUACCGCACCACAAGAACGAUCGCUCUCAUAA